AUGUUGUUAAUGUUGUUAUUGGUUAGUUCCAUUUUGGUUUGCUAUGCUGGAAACUUGAACGAAGAUUUCAACAUUACAUGGGGAGAUGGCCGUGGAAAAAUACUCAACAACGGUCAGCUCCUAACCUUGUCACUCGACAGAGCCUCUGGCUCAGGCUUCCAAUCCAAGCACGAGUAUCUCUUUGGAAAAAUUGACAUGCAGAUCAAGCUUGUCCCUGGAAACUCUGCUGGCACUGUCACUACCUACUAUCUAUCAUCAAAAAGGUCAACAUGGGAUGAGAUUGAUUUGGAGUUCUUGGGGAAUCUGAGUGGUGAUCCUUACAUUCUUCACACCAAUAUAUAUACCCAAGGCAAAGGCGAUAGAGAGCAACAAUUCUACCUCUGGUUCGACCCCACCUCUAAUUUUCAUACCUACUCUAUCCUCUGGAAUCCCCAACGCAUCAUAUUAUCAGUUGAUGGCACACCCAUUAGAGAGUUCAAGAACCUAGAGGCAUCCAUUGGAGUUCCUUUCCCAAAGAGCCAACCAAUGAGGAUUUUCUCUAGCCUCUGGAAUGCUGAUGACUGGGCAACAAGAGGAGGACUGGUCAAGACAGAUUGGUCACAAGCUCCAUUCGCAGCCUCCUAUCGAAACUUCAACGCCAAUGCUUGCGUAUGGUCUUCUGGUGCAUCUUCUUGUAGCUCAUCAUCAUCUUCGACAUCAAGACCUACCAGUAAAUCGUGGCUCACAGAAGUUCUUGAUACCUCAAAGCAAGAGAGGCUCAAGUGGGUCCAAAAGAAUUACAUGAUCUAUAACUAUUGUAUAGAUAUAAAGCGCUUCCCACAAGGCCUCCCUCCUGAAUGUAGAAUAAAACUCUAA
Messenger RNA from Prunus armeniaca (apricot), 855 nucleotides. The record is from the annotation of a GenBank genome assembly. NCBI's taxonomy places the organism in Eukaryota, Viridiplantae, Streptophyta, Magnoliopsida, Rosales, Rosaceae.